GGGAUGGAGUGACGUCAGCGGCCGAAUGUCAACAAUGUAGCGCGAGAGAGGAGGCGUUCCAGUCGAGUGGAACAAACAGCGGAGACGGAGCGGCACGCCGCGUGGAUCGCCACGCACACAUUCACACACACACACACACACACACACAUACGCGCGCGCGCAGUCGUCGGCUACACACAGCGGCAACAACAGACCGGCGAGUUACACACACACACUCACACACACGGUGUUUGUGUGCAGCAGCGGGACAAGCAGCGAGCUAUGUGCAGCCGGAGGCUCGCAGGCACCAUGUGAAGAGCUGCUGGGACGGACAAAAGGCUGCGAGACGAGCACCGGAGACGGGACAAGGGCGUGAGCGGAAUGUCCGUGGAUGAGAAGCCUGAAGCCCCCAUGUAUGUGUAUGAGUCUACAGUUCAUUGUACCAAUAUCCUCCUCUGCCUCAACGACCAGCGGAAGCAGGAUAUCCUGUGCGAUGUGACUGUCCUGGUGGAGGGCAAGGAGUUCCGCGGGCACCGGUCCGUGCUGGCCGCCUGCAGCGAGUACUUCCUCCAGGCGCUGGUGGGCCAGGCGGAAAAUGGCUUAGUCGUUAGCCUUCCAGAAGAGGUCACUGCCAGGGGAUUCGCUCCAUUGUUGCAGUUUGCCUACACUGCUAAGCUGUUACUCAGCAGAGAAAACAUCCAGGAGGUCAUCCGCUGUGCCGAAUUCCUGCGCAUGCACAACCUCGAGGACUCAUGCUUUCGCUUCCUGGAAGCUCAGCUGCGCAGCGAGGAGGAUGGCUUGCUGCUCUGCCGCAAGGUGGCAGCGGAGGUGAACAACUCAGAGGAUGAGAGCAUGCAGUCAGAGGUGGAAAGGCCCACCUCCCCAAAGGCACGGCGCUGUGCUGACACCCUCACCUCCUUUGGACACCCUGACGAUGAUCGGCUAGCAAUAGCUAUUCCCAGUAAUUUCACAGAUGGCCGGCUGGACUUUGAUCGGCACGGAGCAUCAGACCUGCCACGAUGCCCCAAGUACAGGAAAUACCAGUGGGCUUGCAACAAGCACAAUGACAUCUCCUCACACACCAGUACCUCAGGUUUUCCAAGCACAUUAAAGCAGAACAGCGUUAGCGGGGCAGUGCCGGGUCAGGGCAGGCUGCCUUUGGCACAGAUCAAAGUUGAACCUCAGGCAGAGGAAGAGGCCAUCUCAUUGUGCCUGUCAGGGGAUGAGCAGAUCGUCAGGGAUAAGGACAGUGUGACAGCCAUGGAGAUGGAUAGCCCCAUAUCUAUGGAGAGAAUCAAGAGAACCAAGUCCCCUUCCUGCCUCCGAGCCUUCUUCAAGAAAGGGGUUGACCUCCCCAUUCUGCCCAACACAUCACAGCAGCUAUUCCCCAACAGACUUGUGUGCCCACAGGACAAAGGCAACUCUCAGGGAGAUCAUAAAAAUGACUUCUGGCCUUUAACUGGGGAGCUGGGUCUAUCUGUUACAUCCCCAAAGGAGGUGGAUGGUUUCCCUGCAGGGUUGUCCCUAAAAUCCGCUUCCUGCGAUGGGGUCUGCAAACAGGAAGUUGAGCUAGAUCGCCGUAGUGUCAUAUUUUCCUCAGGGGCCUGCAACCGUCUGGGAACUCCAGCACAUUCCUACCCUGGUGGGAACUCUUUGGAGAUGGAGCUCUCUGAUCACAUGCCAAAGGGCCUGUGGGCAGGAGCCAGCCAGUCCCUCCCCACCUCUCAGACCUAUUCUCCCAGCACCACCUCCACUGAGCCCCCACUUCUGUGCCGCCCACGACCCAACACCAGCUGCCCAGUGCCAAUCAAAGUGUGCCCACGCUCGCCGCCUUGUGAGACGCGCACCAGGACUUCCAGCUCCUGCUCUUCGUACUCCUAUGCGGAGGACGGCAGCGGAGGCUCCCCCUGCAGCCUGCCCCAGUUUGAGUUCUCUUCCUCUCCAUGCUCCAAUGUGGCGCGCUGCCUCAGUGUGGACCAGCAGGAGCAAAGUGUCGGUGGGGAGGCCCUUUUUAACCAGGUGCGGCCCAAGAUCAAAUGUGAGCAGUCCUAUGUCACCAACUCCAGCGACGAGUCGGGCUCCUUCUCAGAGGGAGACAGUGAGUCCUGCCAUGUGCAGGAGAGAGGGCCAGAGGUGAAGCUGCCUUUCCCUGUAGAUCAAAUCACGAAUCUUCCACGGAACGACUUCCAAAUGUUGGUGAAAAUGCACAAACUGACCUCGGAGCAGCUGGAGUUUAUCCAUGACGUGAGGCGGCGGAGUAAGAACCGCAUCGCAGCGCAGCGCUGCCGCAAGAGGAAGCUCGACUGCAUCAUGAACCUGGAGUGUGAGAUCAGAAAACUGGUGUGUGAGAAGGAGAAGCUGCUGACGGAGAGGAACCAGCUGAAGGCGUGUAUGGGUGAGCUGUGGGAGAACUUCUCCUGCCUGUCCCAGGAGGUCUGCCGGGACGUCCAACUGAGCCCUGAGCAGGUCCAGUCUCUCCACCACUACUGCCCCGUGCAGCGGCCCGCCAACUCCACUGCCAGCAUCACGGCUGGCCACGAGACCAGGCCCCCCCCCAGCCCCGCCACAAUUAACACCACCACCAGCAUCGACCUCACCGGCCACUCCGGAUCGGCCACGCCCGAGCCCAGCUUCCACGGCUCCCCCGGCCCCUCGGAGAGCGAGCCCGACUCGGCCGUCAGGAACGGGGCAGACAGAGAAAUGGACGGCCGAGACACCAGCUUGUACACAAAGUCAGGGCUGGAGAAAUCCAACCAGACGGUAACGGUGGACUUCUGCCAGGAAAUGACUGACAAAUGUACGACUGACGAGCAGCCGAGGAAGGACUGUACUCAGUAGUCUUGUUGUUUUAUUAUUAUUAUUUAAUGUUACUCUUCUGACAAACC
Messenger RNA from Perca flavescens (yellow perch), 2864 nucleotides. RefSeq names its product BACH transcriptional regulator 2b (gene bach2b). Gene Ontology annotation, biological process: regulation of transcription by RNA polymerase II. The transcript has 5 exons. Gene Ontology annotation, molecular function: protein binding; RNA polymerase II cis-regulatory region sequence-specific DNA binding; DNA-binding transcription factor activity, RNA polymerase II-specific. Lineage: Eukaryota; Metazoa; Chordata; Actinopteri; Perciformes; Percidae. The record is from RefSeq and is a predicted model, not a curated record. The coding region runs from base 361 to 2817 and encodes 818 amino acids.